AUGGAGGCCCACUCCCACCGAGUCCUCUAUAUCGAUGCUUAUGACUCUUUUUCUAAUAAUAUUGUUGCACUGCUUCAAACCAAGUUAAAUGUAGAUGUCACCGUCAUCAAAAUCGACACUGCGAUAGACCAUUUAGAAGAAUUCCUGGCACCUUUUUCUGGCAUUAUUCUUGGACCUGGGCCCGGAACACCUCACAAACCCGAGGAUAUUGGACUGCACACCAGAAUUUGGGGGCUAGAUGCAAACAGGCUUGUGCCAAUCCUGGGUAUUUGUCUAGGAUUUCAGAGCCUUGUUUUCGCUUUUGGAGGAGCAAUCCACCGACUUCCACGACCGCGCCAUGGCAUAGUCCGAAAAGUGAGACAUAGGGGCGAAGCUAUCUUCGACAAUCUGCCUCCCCAAGUUGACGUUGUGCAGUACCAUUCUCUGCAUGCAAGUCUUGAUUCAGCAGAGGCAGAGAACGGCGAGUUAAUUCCGUUGGCUUGGGACUUGAAGGCCGACAACACAGCGACUGAGGAAUGGACUGACAAUCUGAAUCCGGAUGCAAUUCUUAUGGCUGUGAAACACAAGCAUCGACCUUACUACGGCGUCCAGUUCCACCCGGAGUCCAUCUGUUCAAGUGAUCAAGCUCAGCGGAUCAUUCUCAAUUGGUGGCAACAGGCAUACAGCUGGCGUAAAGAUCUGACAACUCAUUGUGCAAGGCCAACUUUGCCGACCACGGCAGGAGAUGUGGAGAGCAGCGUCGAUGACUACCCUAGUGGUUGUUCCGAGAGGUCUGGUAUCAAAGUAAAAGAAGAGAGCCCGCUAGUUCACACAAAAGUCUUGCCAUUGUCUAACAUCACAAUAUCGAGAAUAAGUUCUGUGCUUGGCCUUGUGGAUGAUGAAAUUGUCGUCCUCGACUCGGAAAACCAUCAGCGUCCGGAUCUUGGCUGUUUCAGCAUCAUAGGUCUUGUGACCCCAUAUACUCCGCGUUUUGAGUACCAGGCUGGCUCUGAUCAUAUUCGCCGGAUCCAGGAUGGCAAGGUUGAGCGCAUUGACCUUGUGAGAAGCCAUCGUCGUGACGUUCUUAGUUUCUUAAAAUCAUACGUUCAGGCUCUCUCUUUCACAAGCAAACACGAAGAGAUCCCUUUCUGGGGAGGUCUAGUUGGCUACAUCAGCUAUGAGGCAGGUCUGGAAACCAUUGGGGCUUAUGGUGGAGCCGAUCGCCAAGACCAAAACAGUUCGGAUCUUAGCUUUGCAUUCAUCGAGCGUAGCAUUGUCAUCUCACAUCUGACCGAGAAAUUGUAUAUCCAGUCCCUACUUUCCGCCGACAACUGGGUGAAUGACGUUGCUUAUGUUCUUACUAAUACUCCACCACCAUCACCUGGUCCCGAAACAUCACUCUAUCUAGAUGCUCAUAUCUCGAUACCUGAUGAAGCUGGCUAUAAAUCUGCCAUUCGCGAAUGUCAAUCCUUCAUUGGCCAGGGUGAAUCAUACGAGCUUUGCUUCACCGGUCGUACCACCGUCACUACAGCUCCACAAAGCAAUCCUUGGGCAUUGUAUAGCCGUCUAAGGCAGCUCAAUCCUGCACCUUUUGCAGCUUACAUCCGGAUCGGAGGCUUGACAUUGCUUUCUAGUUCCCCAGAGCGCUUCUUGUCCUGGACAAGACCUCAAGCGCAUUCUGAAAGCGGCGGGAAUGAAUCAGUAUGUCAAUUCAGGCCUAUCAAAGGAACACUCAACCGUCAACCUGAUCCAAAUCAGCCUCCCCUAACGUUUGCGCAAGCUGAGCGCCUUCUAGCAACCCCUAAAGAGAUUGCCGAGAAUCUUAUGAUUGUCGACCUAAUCCGCCACGAUGUUCAUGGCGUAGCCGGAGCGAAUAACGUAUUCGUGCCGAAGUUGAUGGUCGUUGAGGAAUACGAAACGCUCUUUCAACUCGUCAGUGUAAUCGAAGGCACUCUUCGCGUUCCUCGAGGUGUUAGCCAAUUCGAUACGCACAUCAGCCCCAAGGAACCGUCACCUGUCAUUCAGAACAAAGGAAAGUCAGGAAUCGAUGUCCUUGCUGCCUCGCUUCCGCCCGGAUCUAUGACCGGGGCCCCCAAGCUACGGUCUUGUCAAUUGCUCAAAUUUCUGGAAGCCCGGCCUCGUGGGAUCUAUUCAGGCGUGGUAGGCUACCUGGACGUUGGGGGCGGAGGUGAUUUCAGCGUUGUCAUUAGGAGCGCUUUCCGGUGGGAUGAUCCUCACUCCGAGCGAGAUACCUGGACCAUCGGUGCGGGAGGCGCAAUCACUACAUUGAGUACUGAAGAAGGAGAAUAUGAGGAGAUGAUGGCAAAGCUAAAGAGCACCUUACGCCUAUUCGAGCACGACAAGACGACCUACGGGACGGUUGCUUGA
Bacidia gigantensis is the source of this 2367-nucleotide messenger RNA. RefSeq lists its product as uncharacterized. NCBI's taxonomy places the organism in Eukaryota, Fungi, Ascomycota, Lecanoromycetes, Lecanorales, Ramalinaceae. The transcript has a single exon. The record is from RefSeq and is a predicted model, not a curated record. Gene Ontology annotation, biological process: L-tryptophan biosynthetic process. Bases 1 to 2367 code for a protein of 788 amino acids.